AUGAAAUACGCACUCAUCUUCGCCGCCACGGCGGCAGCCUACGAUGCCUACGGCGGCGGCUAUGGCAGCGGCUAUGGCAGUGGAUAUGGAGUGCCCAAGAACUCCACCACCCCGGCCGCCAAACCGAGCACGUCGAGCACUUCCACCAAGCCUGCUGGGUAUACCACCAUCACCCCAGGCUACGGCAAGCCUCCGGUCACCGUGACUACAACGAAUCAGCCAUACCCUACCUGCGUAUCUGCAGGUGGCUAUGGUAGUAGCGAAUGCGCGCAGUGGAGCGAGAAGCCUUAUGUGUCCACGACCAUCAAGGACUACGACAACCACAACUGCACCAUCACGGACGCCGCUCAGCCUGUUGUUGUCUACCAUACCAAGACCACAAUCACCCACGAAGCUACCCCAGUCUCGACUCAAUCAGGUAGCUACCCUACUCCUACUGGACCUACCGGCAAGAACAGCACCGGCUGCUGGUAUGAGCUGUACGAGAAGAUUGUCGAAGUUCCUUACGACAAGCUCGGUUCUCACGUUCUUCCCGGUUACCUGGGCUCUGGUCUUUGCAAGUCAUGCGACACAGAGCAGCCCGUUCACGUCAAGGAGUGCAAGGGCGGAAAGUGUACUGAAUACGAUGAGGAGUACAUUUAUGGCGCUCCUAAGCCCGAUGUUACUACAUACUCGACAACCGGUGUCUACACUGUUCCUGGCGCGAAGACAACCAUGUCCGGCACCCAGGUCUACACUUACCCGGCUCAGACUGUCACUGUCACCAAGCCCGGCCAGGCAGUUACUUGCACGUACGAGCAAACCAAGACGCACCAGGCUACACCCACUCCGUACCAAGGCGGUAGCUACCCCGUUCAGCCUAACUCAGCAUCAAACCACGGCUCUAAUGUUACCCCCAAGCAGCCUGAGGGUCCGAACGGAUACCCAUCCUCUCCUGCUCAAUCCCCCCCGGCUGCGGCUCAUGGAAACUCUUACGGUUCCCCUCAGCAGCCCAAGGGUCAGAAUGAAUACCCAUCCUCUCCUGCUCAAUCCCCCCAGGCUGCGGCUCAUGGAAAUUCUUACGGUUCCCCUCAGCAGCCCAAGGGUCAGAACGAGUACCCGUCCUCGCCUGCCGGGAACUUCGCCAGCUCACGAGAAAGAGCUACGGCAACACCACGCCUUCCACUCCUAAGCAGCCUGAGAACGGCCAGAGCAACUAUCCAUCCUACCCCUACUUCUUCCGGAGCACGCCCAAUCUUCCUCGGUCGUAGGUGGUUACCCAGGUACUGUCCCUGCGGGUCACUCGGCUUCCAUGGCUACCGUUUCCAAGGCAUCUUCAACUCCCUGCACGAAGUCUCGCUCGUCUUCUGCCGCGCACGCCACGUCCUCCGUCCACGCCACGUCCUCCGUCCACAGCAGCGUAGUGUACAGUCAGUCUACAUCUAG
Molecule: messenger RNA, 1425 nt
Organism: Pyrenophora tritici-repentis Pt-1C-BFP
Lineage: Eukaryota; Fungi; Ascomycota; Dothideomycetes; Pleosporales; Pleosporaceae
Source: RefSeq, a predicted model, not a curated record